Molecule: messenger RNA, 13576 nt
Organism: Seriola aureovittata
Lineage: Eukaryota; Metazoa; Chordata; Actinopteri; Carangiformes; Carangidae
Gene: shank3b
Product: SH3 and multiple ankyrin repeat domains 3b
Exons: 27
Coding region: 860-6058 (1732 amino acids)
Cellular component (GO): postsynaptic membrane; postsynaptic density; dendritic spine
Molecular function (GO): synaptic receptor adaptor activity; ionotropic glutamate receptor binding
Source: RefSeq, a predicted model, not a curated record
CACGCACACACACACACACACUCACACACACUCACACACACGUAUGCACAGAGUGUGUGUCAUGCUUGCAGUGUGUGGGCUGAACCGACCAGCCUUCCACUCAUCCUGCCUCUCCCUCUCUCUCCUCAUCUCUCUUCAUCUCUCUCUCUCUCUCUCUUCUUCUUCCCUCUGUCUUUUCGUCUCCGGAUACACCUCCUCCUCCUCCUCCUCCUCCUCUUCUUCUUCUUCCUCUUCUUUUUUUUCCCAUCUUCCAUCAUCUCUUCCUCUCUCUCUCUCUCUCUCUCUCUCUCUCUCUCUCUCUCUCUCUCCCUCCAUCAGUCCUUCCUUUUCUUUUCAGUUUAUCAUCAUGGAGAACGAGUCGGUGAUCUUCUGGGAUGGGCAGGGCAGCUCCCAGAAUACAAUCUGAAACUCUGAGACCUCUCACUCUGCUGCAGGAAUACUACACAAUACCACCACAUAAACUACUUAACUGUUUACUGUAGAAGUACUUCAACCACUCCGGAUCCUGCUCAUUGUACAAGAGGAACUACAACAUCUACGGAAACUACUUCAUCUACUGCAGAAAGUUCUCCGACGUCAACCGCAGGAUUACAACAAUCCUCCAAAAAACUCCUCCGGAAUCCGUUCUGCUGAGAUCCCAACCAAUCGAAACCCAACCCAGAGAAACUAGAACCUGGCGCCUCAAGCUGGACCACAACCAGAAACCAGAAGCCAGAACCAGGCUAAAGCCAGUACCACACCAGUAAGCCAGUUAAACGAUCUAGACAGGACCAAACCAGGCCAAGACAGACCAGAAGAGACCAGUAGAAAACAGUAAAGGCCAUUGGAAAAGUUUGAUGGGACUGCUGACGAUAGCCACAUGCCUCUGAGUCCGGCUGCUGACACCAAACAUGAUCGCCCGCGACAACAGGCGGUUACUAACGGCAACCCGACAGGCUCUGCUGUUGCCAGGGACGACGACGCGGAUGACACGCCCCCUGGAAACAGCAUUGUCGUCCGCAUUGGCAUCCCGGACCUGCAGCAGACGAAGUGUUUGCGGUUGGACCCAGAGUUACCAGUUUGGACCAGUAAGCAGAGGGUUCUGGUGACGUUGACUCAGUCUCUGUCGGAUGUUUUGAACUAUGGUCUCUUCCAGCCGGCGUUCAACGGCCGAGCCGGAAAGUUUCUGGACGAGGAGCGCCUGCUGAAGGAGUAUCCUCUGCCCCCCAUCACACCCAUCCCCUACCUGGAGUUUCGUUAUAAGAGGAGAGUUUACACACAGAGCUACGUGGACGAUAAACAGCUGGCCAAGUUACACACCAAGGCCAACCUGAAGCGGUUCAUGGAGCACGUUCAUCAGAAGAACGUGGAGAAAGUUUCCAAAUGGCUGGAGAAAGGCCUGGACCCCAACUUCCACGACUCUGACAGUGGGGAGUGUCCUCUGACUCUGGCCGUGCAGUUGGAGGAGAGUUGCGAGCUGAUUAAAGUCCUUCGCAGCGGUGGAGCUCACCUGGACUUCAGGACCAGAGAUGGCAUCACAGCCCUGCACCGAGCCGUCCUCUGCAGGAACAGCGCUGCUCUGACUACCCUGCUGGACCUGGGCGCGUCUCCGGACUACAAGGACAGCAGAGGUCUCACUCCUCUCUAUCACUCUGCCAUGGUGGGUGGUGCCCCCUACUGCUGUGAGCUGCUGCUGCAGGACCACGCCAGCAUCGGGAUGACUGAUGAGAAUGGGUGGCAGGAAAUCCACCAGGCAUGUCGCUAUGGUAACGUGCAGCACUUGGAGCACCUGCUGUUCUAUGGCGCUGACAUGAGUUCCCAGAAUGCAUCGGGAAACACCGCACUGCACCUCUGUGCACUCUACAACCAGGACAGCUGUGCCAGAGUGCUGCUGUUCAGAGGAGCAAACAAGGACAUCAAGAACUACAACAACCAGACUGCCUUUCAGGUGGCGAUCAUUGCUGGGAACUUUGAACUUGCAGAAAUCAUUAAGAUCCACAAAACCUCUGAUGUUGUAGUUCCCUUCAGAGAAACUCCCUCCUAUACCAAACGACGCCGGGGCGGCGUGACCAGGCCGUCGGCUGGAAAUGGUCUUUCAUCUCCACGUUCUCUGAUUCGCUCAGCAAGUGACAAUGCUCUGGAAAGCCCCGCCUCCUCUCCUGGCCCCUCCCUCCAAAGCCUGGAGACACACCACGACACUCACACACACUCGCUACGACGACACACACGCCGACUCAGCCCGAGCGGUGGAGGUCAUGUGGAGACCAGUCCCCCGUCCUCCCCUCCCCUGACCCCACAGAUGAGGAAGAGGAGGCUGUAUAGUGCCGUACCGGGACGCACCUUCAUCGCCACCCGAUCCCACGUCCCCCAGGGGCCCGGCGAGAUCCAGCUGCACCGAGGCGAGAGAGUGAAAGUGCUGUCUAUAGGUGAGGGAGGAUUCUGGGAAGGAAGUGUUAAAGGAAGAACUGGUUGGUUUCCUGCUGAGUGUGUUGAAGAAGUCCAGAUGAGACAAUACGACCCCAGACUGGAGACGAGGGAGGACCGCACUAAAAGACUGUUCAGACAUUAUACUGUAGGAUCCUAUGACAACUACACCUCCUACAGUGACUACGUGAUCGAGGAGAAGACGGCCGUGCUGCAGAAGAGAGAGAGCGAGGGAUUCGGCUUCGUCCUCAGAGGAGCUAAAGCUGAGACGCCCAUCGAGGAGUUUGCCCCCACCCCGGCCUUUCCCGCUCUUCAGUACCUGGAGUCAGUGGACCAGGGGGGUGUGGCUUGGAGGGCGGGGCUACGGACUGGAGACUUUCUCAUAGAGGUGAAUGGCAGCGACGUGGUGAAGGUGGGUCACCGGCAGGUAGUCAGUCUGAUCCGACAGGGAGGAAGUCGCCUGCUGAUGAAAGUCGUGUCUGUUUCCAGAAAAUCUGAGUCCAACCUGAUCAGGAAGAAAGCUCCACCCCCUCCGAAACGAGCCCCCAGCACCUCGCUCACACUUCGAUCCAAGUCCAUGACCGCUGACCUGGAGGAGAUAGCCAGGAGGAGACGUUUUGAGAAACUGGACGAGAUGUUGGCCAGCGGCCAGCAGGAAGUCGUUCUGAGGGGCCGUCCGUCAGACGACUUCAGAGCGGCGACGGUCAAACAGCGACCGACGAGCCGACGAAUCACGCAGGCCGAGAUUAAUUCGCUGUUUGAGCGGCAGGGUCUGGUGCCUCCCUCCGCCCCAGAGAAGAGCACCAUGGCUUUACCCAGGGGAAUGUCAAGAACAAAGAGUUUUGGCACACCUGAGGACGACAGGAUCACCGCUCUGAUCAAUGAGAGUCGGUUUCCACGGAGCUCCUCGCUGACGGACAGCUUCAUCCCUCCUCCUCCUCAGACAGCCCCGCCUCCUCCUCCCUCCGCCGCCUCCUCCACCUCCUCGCUCUUCCUCCUCGACUCCGGCCCGCCUCCCUCCUUCCUGCCCCCUCCACCCCCAGCCCGAGGGGAGGGGCUGACCCGCUCCAGCUUCAAGCCGGGAGCAGAGCCGCGGCUGCAGGAGCUCUCCGAUUCGCCGACGAGGAGCCACGCCCACGCCGAGCGGCAGAGGAAGGCGAGGUCGAUGAUCAUCCUGCAGGACACGCCGCCGCCGCUGCAGCCUGACGCGCAUGCCGCCGCUGCAACGCACACGCUGCACACUGCCACACACACUGCCACACACACGCUUCACACCGCCACGCAUACCUCCACACUGUCUCUCCACAGCACCAGCCCCGCCCUUGGCCACUCACCACUGUCACGCCGUCGGGGUCGACCAAUAGAAAACCCUUAUGCUAAUGUGGGACAGCAAGCACCACCCACCAAACCACAGAGGAGGAAGUCACCUUUGUUGAAACAGCUUCCUGUAGAGGAGCAGGGACUUGGAAUCAAAGAUCAUGAUCCAUCCAAAUUAGACGGAGGCGGGCCUGGCAGCCCCAGCAGGGCGGAGUUGUACCAGCAGCAGGUUCUUUCAGAGCGCGCUCGGGUUCAGGGGCGCAGGUCGUCUCUCUUCCUGUCUGUUGAGGGGGCGGGAUCAGAAAACCAGGUGCCGCCACUCCUGACACAGAGCCAUUCAAUGGAUGACCUCGGCGAGCUUCCUCCUCCAGCCCCGGUCCUAUCACCUUCACCGACACCUCACACCUUCCUCCACCCACUGACAGGGAAACCGCUGGACCCCUCCUCUCCACUCGCUCUGGCACUUGCUGCACGAGAACGAGCGCUCACCGCCCGAACACCAAGCCCCGAGCCUCGGACUAAACAUGCAUCAGCCUCCACUACGCCCAUACCCACCCCAGCCGCCAGCCCCGAGGGCAGACACAAGCGCACCCCUAUGGCCACCCCGCAGAGCAGCCCUGAGCCCCGAUCCAAGCGCACCACCCCACAGACGAGCCCAGAGCAGCGAAUCAAGCGCACUACUCCUCAAACCAGCCCUGAGCUGAGGCAUAAACGCAUAACCCCACCCCUGUUCCCUGAUGGACAGGUGGAGCGUCCAGAAACAGAGGGAGGAGUGACGUCACCUGCCGGCCCCUCACCUGAACGUUGGAGACCUUCCCCUUUGCCACCGCUGGCCAGUGAGAGUCACUCUGCUCUGAUUGACAGGCGCAGAAGUCUCACAGUGGGCAGCUCAGAAGAGGAGGGCGGGGCUUACACAGUGACACUCCCACCAGCAUUGUUGUCAUCCAGUGAUGAGGAAACUAGGGAGGAGCUGCGGAGGAUCGGUCUGGUGACUCCUCCUCCUGCCUUUGCCACUACUCCUGCUCCUCCUCCCCCAUCCUCCCUCACCCUAUUGCCACGACGAGGUGGGGAGGGAGGGGGAGUAGAGAGUGGUCCUGACUCCCUGGGUAGACGAGGAGAGGAGGAUGAAGGAGGUGAUGAACGGCUCCAUGACAGCUCCUCCUCUCCCAGCUCACUCCCUCCCUCCAUCACUUUGGCCUCUCCUCCUGCUCCAUCCUCCCCCUCCUCCCCACCUGCUGCUCACCCAUCUCCUUCAUCCGCCGCCACUUCCCCAUCAGGCCUAAAGCCUCGCCUUCGUUCGCCAAUUGGCCGGGGCCGCUCGGCGCUUCGAGACCCGCUGCUGAAGCAAUCUUCAGACAGUGAACUCCUCCCCUCUGCUGCAUCCUCCUCCUCGCCCUCCUCGCCACUGUGUUCAUCUCCCACAGGUGGCGGCAGCCGGCAGCCACGCUACCUAUUUCAGAGGAGGUCCAAGCUGUGGGGUGGUGGGGACGACCGCGGGGACGAACGCCGGGGCCUGAGCCCGGAGGAAGGAGGCGGCCGUCCGGCAGCGUUGGGAGGUCAGGGGUCAGGGUCAGCUAUGGAUCUGAGCAGCCGGUCGGCUUCAGCCCUGGAGCUGAGCGGCAGGGCAGGGUCUGGACUGGAUCUGGCUAAUCGGCUACAGCUGCUCAACAAAGACAGUCACUCUCUGGGGGAGGAGCCAAGCCCCCUCGACCCGGGCCGGAGGUCACCAGUAGGAGGUGCCAGGUUGUUCUCCAGCCUCGGUGAACUUCACACCAUCUCCCAGCGAGGAUAUGGCGCCAGCUAUACAGUCCGUCCAGGAAGUCGCUACCCGGUUACCCGCCGGAGCCCCUCCCCCUCUCCCUCCCCCUCUGAUAGGUCAAUAGGGCUCACCUCCUCCCCCGCGCCCUGCUCUGAAAGGCCAGAUCUGAGCUCGGGUCGCGGUCUGACCAUCCUGAAGUCGUCCAGUCUCAGUCUCCCCUCCGAACCAAAGGAGGUUCGGUUUGUGAUGCGAAGCGCAAGCGCACGAACCAGGUCCCGUUCCCCUUCACCUUCACCUCACGCCUCACCUUGUCCCUCCCCAGUCCUCAGUGGCCCCCUGUUGGCCCUUCGGCCAUGGAGGCAGCGGCCCCUCAACCUGUGGAAUAAAUAUGACGUGGGUGACUGGCUGGAAAGCGUGGGCCUGGCCGAACACCGCCAGCGCUUCCAGGAGCACGAGAUCGAAGGCUCCCAUCUCCCCGCCCUCACCAAGGAGGACUAUGUGGAGCUGGGUGUCACCAGACUGGGACACCGUAUCAACAUCGAGAGGGCACUCAGACAGCUGCUGGAUGGUUCCACUUGACCCCUCACCUCUGACCACUAACCUCUAGACAUCCUGAAUUGUGACCUCAUAACCCCUGACUUCUGGUCAGACACUAGGCCAUGUCUUUGACUAGGAUAUCUUUGCAGUGACUGAAUCUUUAGACCUUUUUACCAACGUGGAACCCAGCUCUCUGAGUGAUCUCAGUGGCAUUUUGUCUCAUCAGCUCUUUGAUCAACUCAGUGUUGUGAAGAGUGUUAGCACCACAGCUCUGUGUCCGGCGUUCAACUUUGGUUUGACGUCUGUUAACAUCUAGUGCCUACUAGUGCUACAUCUCAGGUUUCAUCAGAUCUGUGGACAAUAGAAUUUAUCAGCAGCACAACAGCUGACAGAUUCUUAUCAGUGAAAACUAGUCAAAUGAAUUCACAUAGAGACGACAACACUCUCCAUUAUGGCUACAAACAAUUGAUUUCUCAAUUAAUCAUUUGGUCCAGUGGUUCCCAAACUUUUCAUGUCAUCCAGAUAAUUUCAUUUUAAGACAUUUAAAAACAUUUAUAUUCAAUUUAUAUAUAUAUAUAUAUAUAUUAAAAUUUUUAAUAAAAUAGAUUUUUUUCACCAAAACUGUACUGUUUUCCAAUGAUUUGUCAGCCCACUCGCAAUACCUUCACUGCCCACCAGUGGGCCCCAACCCACAGGUUGGGAACCACCCAUUUCGUCUAUAAAAUGCCAGAAAACAAUUAUAAAUCUUCCUAUAGCUGACGUAGAAUCAAGUUGCUCGUUGUGUUCGAUCAACCGUCCACAACCCAAAGAUAUUAAUUUUUCUAUCAUAGAAAACACAGGAAGCAUAUUUUUGUCUAAAGCGAUAACAUAAACAUAGACUUUUAAGAAAUUAUUAAAAUUGCUGUUGAUUUAUUUUGUCGACCAACUAAUCAAUUAAUCCACUAAUUGUGUCAGCUCUAUUCUUCGUCUAAUUUAUGUCCAUCGUGAUGGAUCUGAGUGGCUGCGCCGUAACAGCUAACAUUUUACACCAGCUAGAGCUAGUGUUUCCAAAAAUUGAUGUAAUGUAGGACAACAGAUUUAUUUUUAUGUGUUUUCUCUGUAUUCUGAUCUGAUGUACGGAAAAUAUGAUCAAAUUUAUCAGAAAUUUCUCAGAAAAUUUCUCUGAAAAUUUCUCAUAAAAUUCCGAAAAUUUCUCAGAUAAUUCCAAAAUUUCUCUGAAAAUUUCUCUGAAAAUUUCUCUGAAAAUUUCUCUGAAAAUUUCUCUGAAAAUUUCUGACUUUGCAUUAGAAAUUCUCCUGAAGGUAGUUCACUGUAAUCCAUUAAUUUAUUGAUCGAUUGGUUUAAAAAUGUCAGAAAAUGUCUAGGUCCAAGGUGACGUCUUCAAAUGUUUUGUUCGAUUAAAAGUAUAAAACCUGAAAUAUAUUUAUUUUACAGAUAGCAAACUAGCAAGCAUUUACAUUUCAGAUCUCAACAGAAGCUGUAGCCAGGGAAUUUUAGCCAUUUUUGCUAUCAUAAAUUGAUUGAUUAAUUCAUUAAAAAUAAUUGGUGAAUAAUUUUCUGCCGAUUUACUAAUUGAUUAAUCUACUAAACGGUUCAGCUCUACCAUCCACACACAGUUUUGUUAACAUACGACAGACCAAGCGAUCUGGACACAGAGCUCUUCUGCCAGUUUGAGCGGGUGAAGACGCGUUGAUCAAAGAGCUGAUCUGACAAAUACAGCACAGACAUGAUGAGACGGGUUCUUUUCUUUGUGCCAUUCUGCUUCCCCAGACGAGAUUAGCUGGACUUCUGCUAGCGGAGCUGGAGGAUUAGCGAGCGUACUGGGAGUCUCUACCUUAACAACGGGAGAUUAAAGCUGAGGAUACGUCUCCGUUCCUUUUUCAGAAAGUUCUUGUGACUUAGCUUUUUUGUUUUUCCAAAUAUCACUCAUGAAGAAUUUGUGUUCAUUUUGAUUUCAUAUCUUAAUGCAGAUCAUUUAGAAUUUAUGAAUAACAAGUAAUAAUAAUGUGGUGGUGAUGACUUACAGAGUUUAUAAUAGUUUGGAAAAUGAUUUUGAGUUCCUUAUGAUUUGACAAUGAGUUGAAUUUCAAGGUCGUUUCGGUGAUGUUUUGGAAUUCAUGAUGAUUUGUCAAUGAGUGUGACUUUGUGCUGAUGUGCUGUGUGUUUCAGGGAGAGCUGCAGCAGAGCUCCAACUGUAAACCUCUCUGGUUUCUAACCUGCUUAUUGAGGGCUUUACUGUACAUGGUGCUAUCUGUUUAAAGCCAUCUGUACAGAAAAUACUCCUUCUCCUUCCCCUCCUACACUUCCCUCACACUGACACCUGAAGCUCUUCGGUUAACCCCCUUAACUCUAGUGUGUAAUUCUGAAUUAAAUCAAUCACUUACGGCUGUACCUGCCGUGACCCUCUUGCAGUAAAUGGUAACUCGUAAGAAACAGGCCAUAAAUGGAGUUUCCUCCCUGCCAUAUUGGGGAUUUCUUCCCUGCCAUAUGUGGAGUUUCCUCCGGACCAUAUAUAGAGUUUCCCAGAGGCCAUAAGUGGAGUUGCCCAAUUAGAGUUAACCAUGCAUUCAUUUUAGAGCUGCAACUAACGAUUAAUCCAAAGAUUUAUUUUCUUGAUUAAUCGUUUGGUCGAUAAAACAUCAAAAAACCAUCAUAAUAUUCUAGAGCAGAACAUUAAACGUCUUGUUUAGUCAACCCAACAGCCCCACAUUCUUCAAAAUUAACCACCGCGCACUGAAAUUAUUUGAUGGUUAAUUAGAUUCAGUUCAUUUUGAAGAUGUUGAUGUUCAUGUGACCAACUGGCACCUGAUCACUAAUACUGACUUUGCAUUGAGACUUCUGUUCUUCGCUCCCCAAAUUAUUCAAUUUACGAUCAUGUAAGACCAAGAAACUUUCACAUUUGAGAACCUCAAACCAUCUUAUAUUGAGUUUAACAAAAUUUCUCCACAUAAAAAGACGUGAUGUCACGUUUCUGAUGUGGGUAAUAAUUAAACACUUAUCACAGACUAUAAAUUGUGGGAGCAAUGCUACAUUUUGUCGUGAAUAUUGAUAAUAUAUUAUCAGAAAUUUAAUGCGACCAUUCCUCAAGACAUAUUUGCUUAUGAUCUCUCUUUCCUAGAACCCGUGGUGACCUCAUUGAAUUUCAGUCCAAAGCCCAAAAAUAUUAUAUUAAAGAAAAGGAAAAGCAGGAAAUUCUGACGUUUGAGAUCCUGAAACCAUCAAAUGUUUGCAUGAAAAAUGACAAUCGAUUAACUGAUUAUUAAUAUAGUUAAUCGACGAUCGGUUUAUCGACUAAUUGUUGCAGCUCUGAAGGGCACAGCUCUCAAAAACCCUCUUGUAGGUCAGACCAGAAGAGUGGGAUCCGUGAGUGCAGUAACUGAGGUAGGUCCAGAGCAUGUUUAGCCUAGCUUAGCACAAAGACUGGAAGCUGGGGGAAACUUAGCUUAGCUCUAUCAAAAUUGAAAAAAAUACACCUUCCAACAACAAAGUGGUCCGAUUUACACGUUGUAUCUUGUUAGCUAAGAAGCUAGUCACCAAUCCAGAGACAGAAACAAGCUCAGACCUUGGACCAUAAGGAAAACAUUAACUGCUGCUAAAAACCACAAUAUGUCAUUUUUUUAUUUUUACUGUCAUUCUAAACCUGCACAAAAAACAAGAUACAUCAAAUGAAUGAGACCUCUCUCAAGUGGCUGGAAGGUGAAUUUCUUUCACUUUUCUUCCUUAGAAUUAACAUAAGGGAGGAAAGUUGAACAUGUACCAUGAACUGUCGCUUUAAGUGAUUUUCUUUUUACUGCUUGCCAUCGCAUCGUUACAGCCUCUCCUCUUGAUUCCCUUGUAAAGCACAAUCAACAUUAUAGUGCCUGUUUCCACUACAAACAAAUCUACUGCGUGUAUCUUCUUUUUUUCCAACUGAAGAACCUGAACACGUGCCAAGCUACAAUCAUUAUUUCCCAAAGUUGUACAAGUUUACCACAAGGCCCUUUGUAUGGGAAAUGUAUUAUCAGAGGUAUAGAAUGUAUAGUCUGUGUACAGCACAUUACAGUAGACUAUAUCGUCUCUAUAAUAUAUAUUAUGUUAGAAUAAUGUAGCUAUAGUGUAAUAUAUAGAGUAUAAUAUUAAAUCAAAUUUAUACAGUAAUAUUUUGUUAGACUGUAGUCUAUGAAGUCUCUAUCCAAAUGUGAUAUUCAGAUUUUGUAAACAGCUACACAUCAGCUGUUAGCCUAAUGCUAACUUCACGCUAACAAUCUACUCUAAAGGAAGAUGACCAGUUCAGUUUCAAAACAUCAACACUGAGCUCGGAGAAGAUUCUGAGAUUAAGGGGGCGUGUCUUCAAGGAUCAACUUAACCCCUUCACAUAUUCAAAAAUCUACCAUGGCCCCUCCCCUUUCUGCUGACACUUCCACCCCUUUGCAUUUGUGACCAAACAUGGUUCCAAUGUCCCGUUUGCCCCUGUGGCCAACUGCGGUACUGUUGGGGACACCUCAAACUCCAGCCAUAGUCAAUUAUUACCUUUUGCAUUGUGAAUUUUUAAACAAUGAAAGUUUUGCAUUUCCCACUUUUUCACACGCAAAAGAAAAGCAGGAAAACAAAAAUCUUUUUUCGUUAACGUGCUCGAUGAAAGAAUAGGUGACAUCUUGUAGUCCAGUGGUCAGUCUGCGAUCCAGCUACUGUUCGUAACCAUAGUUAAAUAUGUAACUAUGGUUCUAUGAAUUCUGGAUGACCACUUGAGUCAGUCAUGAUAGGAGAAUGAGUUACAGCUCUGCACAGAGCUAAAAGAGAGGGAACACUGGACUGAGUUUCUGCGCUCGUUGCUCUGUGACUGCCGGAUGUAGAGAUAAGAAACUGUUUGCUAACAAGUUCAUCACAUCAACUUCAGUAUUAUAUUCACAGCUUGUUUCUACUGCCCCCAAGUGGCCAAAAGAGGUCUGACUACCCACAAACGUCACGUAUAAUUUACCAGCUCAAGAAAGUGAAUUUAUUAUUAAGUCACAGCCCAGUUAACUUACAGGUUUGAGGCCUUCUACACUGGACUGUCCACAUGAAAACCAGCAGGACAGUCCCUGUUGUGUAGCUGUUUACACUCACUGACACCACACCGAACAGAUAUAUACUGUAUAUCUGUAGUAUAUAUUAUAAUGGACUAGAGUCUACUGUACAGAGUCAUCUACAGAACGAGCUGUCGCUUUUUCUGCUGCGUAACAGUGAAAAUCAGGUUGGAUGUAGAUCAGUGAUGACGAGAUCAUGUGACCUCUUGACCUCUGACCUCAGGUCCCCGCUGAAAACCACUAACCUGGCAUGAGGUCAUUCACCCUAUCGCAGGAUUUCUCAGCCAAUCACAAACACAACCAGCAAACCUGCUGCAUAAAAUCUCAUCAGUAACCUGGUGAUGAAGUGAAGUCAGUGGUGUCCCUCCGCUGGGGAAAAAAGUAGUUCCUUCUCCAUUUUUUCCCUAAAGUUCUGCUUCCUGUUUGUCACCAAUCAAAGUGGCGUCAGCUGAUGAAGCUGAUAUUGACAGAUUUAAUAGAAAACACAGUCCCUGUUCCUGGUUUAGACUCAGAUCCGUGAGUCGCCUCGACCAUUUUUCAACUUCAGUCUAGUGAUUUAGAAAAACUCACUACUGAAUAUUUUUCUGCCGUCUUCCCUGGUCCUGAUCUAUUUUCUCCUGUUCCAACUUGAUUGUCCUGAUCAAUUUUACUCCCGCUGACAAAUCUGUGCCUCUUGUUUUCUAUGUGAUGUUGAAACACAAUCACACUGGCACAUCCAGGCUGCCGUACCAGGCCUACUCCCAUCUAUGCCACUGUAGUUAUUUUUAAUUCAAUUCUGUUUUAUUUGUGUCAGCGGGGAGAAAAGUAAAAUUCCUGUGUUUUAUCUCAUUGACAAAAACAUUUCCUGGUUAUAAAACUGUGGGUCAGGGAUUUAUUUUUAUUUUAUUUUAACAACUAAAACAUGACAGAUCUACAUUGCCAUUGGCCUUCAUGUGAAAAGUGGUCACACACACGUGGACUGUCAGCUGCAGAUGAUGACACUGUGAGCACAGACACGGAUUCAUCCGCUCUGUUUGCGUUGACACCAGCCUCACAUCUGCAGACAGAUGUUGGCCGGUUGGCUCCACUUCCACGGUGCCAGAGAUAAAAUCCCCUCAACAAACACAACCUGAGCUCAGAUUUAGUCUGCAGAGGCCUUUUCCACUCUGUCCCUCUGGUAGAGUCACACACACUGACUCUUGUUAUUCACUUCACUGUUUAUGAGACUGUCGUGACUCAUGCAUCUAAAAUAACCUUUGUGUGGAGGCUAUAAUAACUUGAUUUCCAAAAAGGCAGAGAUUUUUUUCAACAAGUUGCCACUGAAAACAUGAAACAUUUAGCUCAGACAUGUUUCAUGAGAAAAGACACAAAUACAAAUAUAGAUAUCGGAUCAUUCAAAUCAAAAUUGAUAAAUCUAUUUGUUAUCAAGCCCUAUUAACUUUUUUUGAAGAAUUCUUCUUAGGACUUUAGAGCUCCAUCUUUUCUUCUUCUCCUGUGUUUUAUUAAGAUUGUUGAUCCUUAAGAAGAUAUAUUUGUGGUUUUAAAAACCAAAAACCAUCUCAAUGUAGUUUUACAUCUCCUUUAGUAACAACAGGUCAGUGAGCCAAUCAGAAGAGAGGAGGUUCUGAGCCUCUUCUCUUCUGAUUGGCUCACUGAUCUGAUAAAAAAAAAUAUAUAUAGGAAAUUUCAGGUAAAAACACUCAGAGAAAACAAAUCCUGCAAGGUUUGGAUGGUGGGUCCAGGUGGGCGGGGCUUGGUGACUGCUUUGUUGUGACAUCACAAAGUUCCAGAAAUCCUGACGGCUGGUUUUAAGGCUCAGUUUCUGAAUACAGGCUGUGUGCAUUUCUCUGUGGACUGAGGCUUUGAUACUUUCACAGUAUUAAUAUAGAAGCUAGAGCUGAUCUAUAAUCACACUACACAUGGACACAGACCUUUAUAUGAGACUAUAUGGGACUUUUAAGUCCCUGAUAUAUCUUUAAUGUCCAAAUGUCUUAGUUUAACUUAAGCUAAAUGAAAGCUAGCUAACACAACAGAUGAAAAUAACGUUAUUACAAAUCCCAAGCAGCUGCUUCAUGUAAAGUUAAAUUCUCCCUUAACAAAAAAGAGAGAAAUCAGUUAUAGACCAAAAUCCUCCAACAUGGCGACCGGAGAGAACCAGAACAGUCGUGUAAAAACACUCAAACUUGCCGCCACAGUAGAUCUGACCAUGGUAACGCCUCAGCUUCCUGCUGAUUGGCUGAGAAUCCUGGCUUUCUAACCUGUGUGUGAAACCUUCCUCCUCCUGAUAUUCACAUGGUUAUAAUGGUUAAAUGGUUACCCUCCUCCUCUUCCUCCUCCUCCUCCUCCUCCUCCUCUCCGGCUUCCUCUUUUUACAGUAUGUUUGUAGUUUCUUCUGGAGUGAGUGGUGUGUGUGUACUUGUAGUUUUUUUUUCUUCCCUUUUCUAAAAAACUCAAAGAGCACACGAUGACAACUGAUGAGCUCUGCAACGCAACAGAUUGUAAUCUUUAUAAUAAACUGUCAUUUAGUACAAAGAUA